This is a messenger RNA of Blepharisma stoltei, 675 nucleotides long. NCBI's taxonomy places the organism in Eukaryota, Ciliophora, Heterotrichea, Heterotrichida, Blepharismidae. The record is from the annotation of a GenBank genome assembly.
AUGGCCAAAUUCGAUCAUGUUCCAGUAGAUGUUCUCAGGCAUCAUAUAAUUCCUUUUCUAAAUGACUCCUCAACCGUCAUUCAGCUUGGAGGAGUCAAUUCAAGGCUUCGAGAAUCUUGGCUUCAAUGCAAAGAAGAUGUAAUCCAGCUCGCAAGCCAAAGAAUCCCUCAGUUGAAAGAAGAAAUCAAAGUUUUCGAAACUGAAUCCCAAAAAGAUGAGACCCCAGGACUAUCUAAAGAGCUUUACUUUGCUGCGAGAGAAGUAAACUCAUUCAAUUUCAAUGAAGUAAACUGGGACGACGAAAAAUUUGUCCAGCUCUGCAGCCUUUUCUUAUUAUGCUAUACAAACACUGAAAUUACGGAUAAAGACGAAAUCAUGACUCACUUAAAUAAAGAAUUCGCUAUCAAGUACUGUGAAAAACUAGACGUCAAAAAAGCAACUGAAGAAGUAAAAGACUCGAUUUUGAGCCAGAUCAGAAGUGAAAAGUUCAAGGAAAUAGAGCAGGAAUACGAAAAAAGCAAAGAAAAUGUCAUUGUCCAAUGGAUUAAAACCUAUGCAAAAUAUAUCACCAAAAUGUUUAAGGUCAAAAAGCUCUAUGAACAAUAUGAAGAAGCACUUGUGAAUAAGCGAGGGUUUGAAAGAGCAGUAGCCAAUAGAGAAAAUAUUUGGCAUUAA